UGAAAAUAGAAAUUUUCCAGUAGGCUUCAUCAAUGCAACUGACCCUGAUCUUGGAUCAGGAGGUGAAUUAUCUUAUUUUCUUAUAAGCAGAGAUGGGAGUGUUCUUCCCUUUAAAAUCUCUCAUUUAGGAUUCAUAUCAACUACUCAGUCUUUAGACCGGGAACAACAUGACAUUUACAGAUUUAAAGUGUUAGUAAAAGAUAAUGGUACACCAUCUCUUAACAACACAGCUAACGUUGUUGUUGAAGUUAUGGAUAAAAAUGAUAAUACUCCAUAUUUUACUUUCCCUAGUGUUAACCCUUUCAAUCUAGAUUUCCAUCACCAUCCGCAGAGUAACAGUGAUAUUACAACAUUAAGAGCCUCUGACAGAGACAAGCAUGUUAAUGCCUUCCUCAAGUAUGAAAUACUUGGAGGCAAUCACAAACAGUUAUUUAAAGUUAACCCUUACUCAGGAGUUCUGUCAUUCUCUCGUACAGUUUACCAAAAUGAUGCUGGAUCAUAUAAUCUAAAAUUAGCUGUCAAAGAUAAUGGUACACCAGUUUUAUCAGCAACAACUACAUUGUCUUUGACACUAACUGUUAGCAAUACAACAGCCAAAAUGUAUACAGCUGAAGACACAGAAUCAGACAACAGAAUACAUAUUAACUUGAUGAUUAUUAUAGUAGUAGCAGCAGUGAUAGUUUCUGUUGCUAUUGUAGUUUCUGUAAUUGUUUGUGUUGUUCAUAAAAGAAAUCAAAAAGAAAACCAUUAUGGUGCUACUCAAGACUUUGUUGGUGAGAGAAGACCAUCUGGAUACGUUUGUGAACAAGACUCUCCAAAAUAUGAUGUUCCUGUAACUAUUUUAUCAGAUCCAAAGCAAAUGAGAAAUUCUAAAACAACUCUUUUAAGAAGAGAACCUCAGUCCAUGUACAAACCUGGACAGAGCUGGAAAGGAUCAUCAUUAGGAGUACAACUUCAUAGUAUUACACCAGAAGCAUACCAAGUACAGGGUAACUUACAAGAUUUUGCAAUGACUUGUGCUGUUGGCAAAAAUCAACAACAUAUGGUUAUGUCCCCUGACCGUUUCAGUGAGAUGUCAACGAUGUCUUCUGUAACUGACAGUGGACAUGGCUGCAGUGAAGCAAGCACUGCGCACUAUGAAACUUUACCUGGCCUCAAAUCUUCUCUUCAAGAAAAUACCCCUAACACAGGCAGGAAGUCCUUACCACAGACAAUGAGUAAACCAAAAGGUACCAAUCCUAGGUCUUCCUAUCGACUUAAAACUAAUCUUUUUACUCAAGGCAAUAAUAUAGUAAACCUAAAAAGCACACAAGCAGACAACACCAACCCUAACUUUCCACAAUCUCAGCCCUGGGAUCUACCAACAAAGAACAGUUUCACUUCUUAUAACAAAACUUUGCACAAAGCCAAAGAACUCUGCUCGUGAAACUUUUAGAAGUUAGUUUUCAAUUUUAUGCUUCAGGAUAUUACUGAUAAAUCAUUUGUAGAAAGUUUUCAUGAUAUUUAUACAAUAUUAAAUUUUUUGACACACACAUAAAAACCAUAUUUUUAUUUUCAU
Octopus bimaculoides (California two-spot octopus) is the source of this 1558-nucleotide messenger RNA. RefSeq names its product protocadherin beta-15. Gene Ontology annotation, molecular function: calcium ion binding. Gene Ontology annotation, cellular component: plasma membrane. The record is from RefSeq and is a predicted model, not a curated record. Gene Ontology annotation, biological process: homophilic cell-cell adhesion. NCBI's taxonomy places the organism in Eukaryota, Metazoa, Mollusca, Cephalopoda, Octopoda, Octopodidae.